Molecule: messenger RNA, 733 nt
Organism: Suillus clintonianus
Lineage: Eukaryota; Fungi; Basidiomycota; Agaricomycetes; Boletales; Suillaceae
Exons: 4
Coding region: 1-588 (195 amino acids)
Molecular function (GO): protein binding
Source: RefSeq, a predicted model, not a curated record
AUGCCUCAGCUACCUAGCUCGCAGCCUCUCAUGCUUUACAGAGUGGCAUUGCAGCAACCCCAAGACGAUGUAGCAAAGUGCCGAGCGGCCUUGCAGAGCCAUCCCCCGGGCUAUGAUCAACAUUUGACCAGUCUCGUCAACCUUAACAACAGCCUUGCAGACAGGUUCGAGCGACGGGGUGCCCUGUCUGACCUUGACGGGGCCAUCGAACACCAUGGGGCUGCACUACUCCUCCACCCGCUGCGGGGCAUCCUGUUUGACCUUGACGAGGCCAUCGAACACUAUCGGGCUGCACUACUCCGCUAUCCCCUCGGUCAUUCUCUUCGAUCAUCGACUCUCAACAAUCUUUCCGACAGCCUUCGAGCUAAAUCCAAUCAGCGGGGCAUCCCGUCUGACCUUGAUACGGCCAUUGAGCUCCAUCAGGCUGCACUACUCCAUCGUCCCUACGGUCAUCCUGAUCGAUCAAAGUCUCAACAAUCUUACCCCACUUUGACGACACUGGUUCGUGGGAAACAACAGGUUUCUGGAGAUGCAUCCGCGCAACAUCUUGUUAUCAUUGGUCAAGGAAACCCGAAAGUGGCGCUUUGAAGAUACUCGAAUGUGCUCCCGAGUUAGCCGUAGUCGUUCAGCGUCUCAAGCCCGUCGUCUCGGUCACGUCGCUCGCGGACGACACACUACAGUUCAGGGUGCACUUGGUGCACUAAAUCACAAUCAGUCACUGGCUCCAUCUGGC